GAUCACUGAUACAUGGUUUGACCCCAAAAUUGCCCCAUUUCAGCUUGUUGAUUCUGACUUAAAAUUUAGAGACCAUCUAAAUUUUGUUCUUUGUCAUGAUUUAUCUUCUGCAGGUGACAUAGUGGGACUUUAUGAAGCGGCUGGACAAAAUAAUCAGAUCUGCACAGGAAUUGUCACCCGGAUGGCCUCCAAUUCAAUUACUAUUGCAGUUGAUGAGCCUCAGAGUAACCUUGUAAGUUUAGAUGAGGAGAAUUUGUACCGUCUGUUGAAACUUGCCAAUGAUGUUACAUACAACAGACUCAAAAGGGCUUUAAAUACACUUAAUCACUAUCGGUCUGGUCCAGCAUCUGAUCUUAUUGAUGUGCUGUUCUGUUCUUCUGAACCUAGUGGUGCCAGUGAUACAAAGCUUUUGAAGUUCUACAAUGAAUCACUGGAUGCCUCUCAGAAGGAGGCUGUUUGCUUUUCACUGGCACAGAAGGAACUGGCUAUCAUCCAUGGACCACCUGGAACUGGCAAGACAACAACUGUGGUGGAGAUAAUACUCCAAGCUGUGGAGCAAGGCUUGAAAGUUCUCUGUUGUGCUCCCUCUAACAUUGCAGUCGAUAACUUGGUGGAGAGGCUCUCUGACCAUAAGAUGCGGAUCCUGCGUCUUGGUCGCCCGGCUCGUCUCCUGGAGUCCGUACAGCACCAUUCACUUGAUGCUGUCCUGUUGCGUGGGGAUAAUGCCCAGAUUGUAGCAGAUAUCAGGAAGGAUAUUGAUCAAGCAUUUAUGAAAACCAAGAAGUCCCAAGACAAAGGAGAGAGAAAACAUUUUUUUAAUGAAAUUAAAAUACUGAGAAAGGAGCUGAAGGAGCGAGAAGAAAUGGCUAUGUCUGAAACCUUGCAACAAGCUCAUGUUGUUCUUGCAACAAACACAGGUGCCUCUUCUGAUGGUCCGCUGAAGCUACUUCCCGAGAACCACUUUGAUCUCGUGGUGAUUGACGAAUGUACUCAAGCUCUUGAAGCAAGCUGUUGGAUCCCACUGCUGAAGGUCGGGAAGUGUAUCCUGGCUGGUGAUCACAAACAGCUGCCUCCCACAAUCAUCUCUCACAUGGCUGCCACCCAAGGCCUUUCUCUUAGCUUAAUGGAACGGCUGAUUCAGCAAUAUGGGGACCGUGUUGUGAAGAUGCUCACUGUGCAGUACCGAAUGCACCAAGCCAUAAUGCAGUGGGCUUCCACUGAGAUGUAUGAUGGUCGCCUCUCAGCUCACUGUUCUGUUGCACAACAUUUACUGAAAGACUUGCCAGGAGUGGCUCCCACAGAAGAGACCAGUAUCCCAUUGCUGCUUAUAGAUACAGCUGGCUGUGACUUAUUUGAACUUGAAGCGGAAGAAGAACAGUCUAAAGGAAAUCCAGGUGAGGUACAACUUAUCGGCUUGCAUAUAGAUGCUUUGAUAGAAGCUGGUGUGAAGGCCAAAGAUGUAGCUGUCAUUGCUCCUUACAAUCUUCAGGUGGACAUGCUAAGAAAACAUCUGUGUCAUAAGCAUCCAGAGCUGGAGAUUAAAUCAGUGGAUGGCUUCCAAGGAAGAGAAAAGGAAGCUGUUGUUGUUUCUUUUGUGAGAUCCAACAGAAAAGGUGAAGUGGGAUUCCUUGCUGAAGACAGGAGAAUAAAUGUUGCAAUUACCCGAGCCCGGCGUCAUGUGGCUGUAAUCUGUGACUCUCGCACCAUUAGCAACCAUAGUUUUCUUAAACGACUGGUAGACUAUAUGACCACCCACGGCGAAGUGCGCACAGCCUUUGAAUACCUGGAUGACAUUGUACCAGGAAACUAUACUCCCAAGAACUCUCUGGGUCCCCAUGACAAGGAAAAGAGACUGAAAUGCAGCACACCCCCAGUCCCAAAGGCUCUUGGAGAGAAACCAAGAGGAAGACCAGCCCCAAAGUCCAGGGAGAGGCCAACAGAAUGUUCCUUGAAAAACACAGGCAAAGUCACAACAUCAGGAACCAAAGAGAAUGAAAAUUCAUGUAAACAUAAAGCAAGAAUAUUGGAGUUUCUGGACAGUAGUGAGACCCAACUGGAUUUCCCUUCCUCCUUAAAUGCUCACGAUAGAAUGCUUAUCCAUCAGUUGGCCGAAGAAUAUGGGCUGCAACAUGUAAGCACAGGAGAAGGCAGUGCACGAUACAUAAGUAUUCGUAAGAGAGCUUCUCUCACUAAAUUAUCCUUAGGAGAUGCUGUGGUUUGUAAGCAAGAGUUAAUUCAGAGUCCUCCGAAAGAAGUGCACAUCCAUGGUGAGGAGAAGGGAAGCAGUGCUGGCGCAGGGGCCGCAGAUUUGAAAACAUUGCAUGUGGAACGGAUUCAGAGAGAGAGAGCCAAGAAAGAUGAGAGAGCAAAACAAAGCCGAGAAUCAGAUGCAAAUCUUCAGGAAAUAAUUGGGAAGAAAGACAAAAAUGUUGGAGGAAAGGCUACUGGUACAUCCAAGAAGGAAAUUGCAGCCGAGGAAGACUUUGAUGCUAUGAUCUCUGCUGUAAUUAAGGCUGACAGCACCUGCAGUUUCUUCAAGUGCAAAGCCAGCGUAACAACUCUGGGACAGCUCUGCCUGCAUUGCAACAGACGUUACUGUCUCAGCCACCAUAUCCCAGAGAUUCACGGGUGUGGGGAGAAAGCCAAAGCUCAUGCGCGGCAGAGAAUCAGCAAGGAAGGGACGCUGUAUCCUGGGAGUGGCUUGAAAGACAAGUCCUUGGAUCCUGCCAAGAGAGCUCACCUCCAGAGACGCCUGGACAAGAAGCUCAGUGAACUGACCAGCCAGCGAAAGAGCAAAAAGAAAGACAAAGAGAAGUAAGAAGAGUUGUGGCUCAUGAAAGGAAUUCACCCCAACAAGCUGUCCUUUAAAGCAGCAUGUUCAAAUGUUGCAGGAAAAAGCCAAUAAAGUCUUUGAACAUUUGGGCUCGUUUUUUUUCUUACAACCAGAAUGUGCUUUUGAGCGUCACAGAUCUCAGAGGGCACAGCACUGAUGAAAGCUGCACCUUGAAAAGCCUUAUCUGCAGCUUUUGAACAAUGCUCGUGGUGCACCGUGUGCCAUAAAAUGUGUUUGUACCUGUCACAUCCACUUUCUAAAACCCUGUUGAUUAGGGAAGAAAAGCGGGCUGCUUUGGCUUUCAAUAAUUACUUUUACUGGCAGUGUAAUAAAAUAUACAGUGGAUGGUUAUAUAAGUAGCUAUACAAUAAAGAGGGAUCCCUAAUUAAGAGCAUGAAUGAAUGAAUGAAUGAACAAAACAUAGGUACGUAAUAUGUUUGUGAAAGUGAAAGGAAGGGAAGGGAAAGGAUGCUAUAGAUCUGGAUGAAGGUGGACUGAUCUUGUGGAGUGGAGCUGAUAAAUGAAUACAGGAGAGAAAGUGAAGGUGUAGGUUUAAUUAUGAAAAAGCUACAAUAUAUGGCAAAGUAUGAAUUGGUACUAUCUAGAAUGUUGGUGGAUAUGCAAGAAUAAUAGUUUGAUCAUAAUUACACAAUAAUCUCCAUGAAUGUUUAUAUUGGAGGAGCCAAGGAUUAGACUGGGGAAAAAUUCUGCGUGAUUCUGAAUAUGAGAGAGUGUAGAAAAAAAUUAUCCUGCUAUUGAUAGGAAUGGAUGGGGGGAAAAAGUUAAUGGGCUGCUUGGAGACCCAAAAAAUGAAUGAGAACUGUGAUUGUUUUGUGAGCAUUUGUUUAGAGGAAGUUCUGUUUCAAAUAUGUGGUUUACUACGUGUUUUUCUGUACAUAUGGAAAAGCAAUUAAUCCUUUUGGAUGAUGCUUUGAUUAUUGAUGAUAGAAGAUUGAGAGGCUUUGUGAAGUGUACAAGGAUAACACGAGCUUUGGACUGUGGGAGAGACUUUAAUUAUGUCAAGAAUGGAUCUUGGGGGUGGGGGGAAAUGCAAAUGGGAGAAAAGGGAAAUAAAUGAGUGGAAGUAGAAUGAGUACAGGAAAUAGUACAAGCCCUGUAUAAAAAAUCAUUAGUACGUUGAAUUAUCUCCCAAGAAAUUAUUAAAAUAUAGACAUAAGCCAAGAGGAUAUGGACAUUGCUUGGAAAAGAAUAACCAGUAUAAUGCUGCAAAUGCUACAGAAAUGUAUGCAAUUACACUAAUGAGUAUUAAAAAGGAUGCUUGGAAUGAUGGCAAAAGGAGGUGGAUGAUGAACAAAAAAAAAUGCAUAUAAGAGAAUGAUCGCUGCAAAAAAUGAGGAUGAAAGAAGUAUUUUUAAUGAUACGUACAGACAGAAGAAUAUAGUACCAAAGAAUAUGAAACCAAAGGAACAAUUAAGAUAGAGGCAAAGAAAAUGCAGAGGGAUUUUCAUUGAAGCAAAGCAUUGUUUGGGAAGUAGGUGAACAGGACUAACAAGAAACAUCCAGCAGACUGAAUGAAUUAAAAAUGAAAGUGGUGAACUGAAUUGGAAUGAACCUAGAGUGAGUAAAUAGUAAAGCAGGAUUGUAGAGAUUUGUACAGUGAUAUAUUGAAGAGUGGAAUUGAAAUAGUGUCCAAGAAAAAAAAAUGGGAGUCCUAAAUAUUGGGAGAAUGUUAAAAAUAGUAAGGCUAUAGAUGUAGAUGGAGUAACUGGAGAGUGUAAAAUAUGGAUGUGGUUUUCUUAUGGAGUGGCUGUGUGACUUCCUUAACAUUUGUAUGAAGACUGCAUCAGUGCCGAAAGAAUGGAAUCAUUCCAUUAUUCUCUGAAAGUUGCUAAAAUGAAUGCAAAAAUUACAGGAGUUUUAGUUUGUAAAGUGUCUAUAAAAAGUGUUCGGCAGAAUUUUGACUGAAAAAGUACUGAGGUGAUAAUGAGCAAAAUUAAGGAAGUGUAGACAUUUGCUCUUCAGCAAUUAACUGAGAAAUAUAUGAAUGUGAGGUAGAAAGUUGAUUUAGAGAAACCAUAUGAUGAUGUGAAUAGGCUUGACUUAUGAAAUGCUUUGUACAGAUGUGAAGUCAGUUACUGAAUGCCAUAAAAGCAGCGUAUAAUGGAACUAAAGCAUGUGUGAGAAUAAAUGGAAAGCUUAGCCAGUUGUUCAACACUGAACAGGGAGUAAGACAAGGAUUGUGGUGUUCCAUUGUUUAUUGAAUGUAUUUAUGAAUAUAUGUAUAAGGAAGACUUGUGGUAAUGUUAGAGGCAUGUUGGUUGGGAAUGUAAACGAUUAUUUUUGUUUGCAGAUAGCUGAGAAUUAGAGCAAUGUGAGGUUAAUAUUAGAUCAAUUGUAUGAUGCAGCAAAGAGUAUGAAAAUUAAUGUAAUUAAUGUAAUUAAAGAUGAAUGUAGUGUUUAUAAAAAACGAUAUGAACAAUUGCAAAUUAAACAUAAAUGGUGAAAAACUUUGCCAAAUGGAUGAAUUUGUGUGCCCUGAUAGUUUUCUACAGAUGGAAAAAUGAAGAAAUAUUCAGAUGUGCAAAUGUUAAUAGAAAAGUAG
Messenger RNA from Python bivittatus (Burmese python), 5396 nucleotides. The record is from RefSeq and is a predicted model, not a curated record. Lineage: Eukaryota; Metazoa; Chordata; Lepidosauria; Squamata; Pythonidae.